AUGUCUUCAACAGCUGCUGUGCCUCCUCCUCCUACCUCGCAUGCUCGUUACACUCCGUCCUCCUCUGCACCAUCAUCCAAUCAAGCCGAUCACCACGACGAACAUCAUCAAUCUGAAGAUCCCAACACACAAUUAGUAUCGCGGAGUGAUGUCGCUUUCAUUGUCUUGCAAUAUUUGCGAGAAGAGAAUUUUACAGAGAGUUAUGAGGCUUUCAAGAGAGAAUCCAAAGAAAUAUUGGCUGACUUUGAUACGAAUUCUCAGUUGAAAGGUUUGAGCAAAAUCCUCACUGAAUAUAUACAGCUCUCUAAUUUACAACAACAAAAUGCAUACAAACAAGCUCUCGUUCAAUCCAUUUGUAAAGAUGUAAAGAAACAACAGACUGUGAGUCACUUGCUGGAAGCCAUGACCAGUUUAUUAGAAAGUGUUUCCAACGAACAAUUUAAUGUAUAUCAUGAGUAUCCAUCACAACAAACCACAAGUCAUCAUCAUCACUAUUAUACGUGUCUACCCAAUCAAAGUGAUGAUAUCACUUCCACCACUACUACUACUACUACUCAAUUUACACAAGUCUCUUCUGCCAACAACAACAACACCACCACAUCUUCAUCCUCAGGCAUGACACUUUCUUGUACAACACCUUCCAUUUCUCCCUCUGCAGCAAGUACAUCUACCGUGAUUCCCACUCAUGCCAUUAGUGGUGCUUUAUCACCUCAUUCACAUUCUUCUCAUUCUUCGUCGACGAAUCAUUCAGUAGCUUCAGGUGUGUCAGCAGCUUCUGUUGCAUCUCAAGUGACUGUCACAAGUCAAAAGCAGAGCAAACAAAAGAAGACUUCAUCGACAACAACGAAUGGAACAAAGACAAAGAAACAGUCAAAAACGAGUAAGGCUGUAGAAAAAAAGAAGGCAUCUUCUUCCACAACAUGUCAUCCACCUACUUUUCCACCUCCUCUUUAUCCACCUCCUCCAAUCAAUGCAUGUUUCCCAUUUCCAAUGUAUCCACCAACUGUAGUUCCUUUUAGCACCACAGUUCCAAUUACACUUCCAGAUCCUAUUGAAACUCCACCUUCGACAACUUCUUCGACACCUGCCUCCACGAAUUACUCAUCUUCAGAUCAAAAAGAGAACAAUGGAAACAUGGAGAUUACUCCUUCGUCAUCUUCUCCCAAGACACCUCGUCACAAAGGCCAAUCAACAGCUUCACCAACGACCAUGCAGAAAAUAUUUGGCAGCAUUCCAAAUAGCACGUCGACAGCUGAACCAAAUUUCUCAGCUGAUGAUUUUUUCAAUUCACCAUCCUUCUUUUUCCAAUCUCCACUUCAUGCCAAAAAUUUAACAACUGGCAAACGCAAACGAGAAAGAUUUGAAAUCGAAGACAAUACUGGCCUGUGUGUAACACUAUUUGAAGACAACACAAAGGCAGACAAAGAUCAUUCAGAUGUUGAUGCAUUCUUGUCCACUCUCAAAUACGACUAA
Molecule: messenger RNA, 1473 nt
Organism: Naegleria lovaniensis
Lineage: Eukaryota; Heterolobosea; Eutetramitea; Acrasida; Naegleriidae
Exons: 1
Coding region: 1-1473 (490 amino acids)
Molecular function (GO): protein binding
Source: RefSeq, a predicted model, not a curated record